AGACCUUACAUCUCCACGGCACCGAGUAAAUUUACUAUUUAUAUCAAGAUAUCACAGGUUGCGCUGCGAAAUAAUUCUUACAUAUCAUCAAACCUGGAAUAAUUAGUAUAAGUAAAGUAUUCAACAAUGGCUCCCUUAUACAAAAAAGCCCUCAUUAUCGGCGCCACAUCCGGCAUUGGCGAGGCCCUCGCCUCUAGGUUCCACGCCGAGGGCACAUCUGUCAUCGUCACGGGCCGGCGCCGCGAAGCUCUCGAUGCCUUCGUCGCAAAGCACCCUGGCUCCAUUGCCACGACUCUAGACGUCACUAAGCUCGACUCCAUCGCAACCUUCGCCGCGGAAAUCACCAAAAAGCACCCAGAUCUCGACGCCGUGAUCCUAAACGCGGGGAUCCAGCGCCCGCUAUUCUUCGACAGGCCCAACGGCGUCGACCUCAACAUCUUCAACGAGGAACUCACCACUAAUUACGUGAGCUUCGUGCACCUGACCGCAGCACUCCUACCGCACUUCCAGAAACUAAGUAAGGAAGAAGACAAGGACACGAGUCUAGUCUACGUGAGCUCAACACUAGGCCUGCUCCCAACUCUAGUGCGCGCGCCGGGGUACUGCGCCACCAAAGCGGCGCUCCACAGCUUCGUGAUGACGCUACGACAGCAGCUCGAGGACGGGGGGUAUCCCCGGGUUAAAAUCGUGGAGGUGUUCCCGCCGGCCGUGCAGACGGAGCUGCAUGAUACGAAGCAUCAGCCGGACCUGGUUAACGGAGGGGAGAUCGGGAUGCCGCUUGCGGAAUUUAUUGACCGGAUGUGCGAGGGCUUGAGGAGGGGCGAUGAGCAGUUUGCGGUUGGCCAUGGGGAGCCGUGGCUUAAGGAUGGGGGGUUUGAGAAUACCCGUGUGACGAUGUUUAAGCAGGGGCAGAAGGGGAUUAAGGAGGCGUUGAAGAGGUUUGUGAAGGGGUGAGUAAAAGUUGGGUACAUAGUAGUUUAGUUUUAGGAUAAGAAUUAUCAAGUUCCCAGACAAGCAAGAAA
Molecule: messenger RNA, 1022 nt
Organism: Annulohypoxylon maeteangense
Lineage: Eukaryota; Fungi; Ascomycota; Sordariomycetes; Xylariales; Hypoxylaceae
Product: putative short-chain dehydrogenase/oxidoreductase
Exons: 1
Coding region: 127-954 (275 amino acids)
Source: RefSeq, a predicted model, not a curated record